AUGCGGCGACCCGGAAAACACUCGGCAUCACCAUUAUCAUCCUCAGCUGCUGCGUCAACAGCUAAGACAACGAACGUUGUAUCCAAAACGGGAUAUAAAAUGACCUGGAAAAAUGCGGUCCUAAAAAUUGGGAAGCAGAAAUUGGCAGGACCAGUAGCUGACAAUCCGGAAGACCGGAAAUCCGGAAAGACUACAGUUAUAGCUAUGAUUGAUGAUGAUUCAUCUAGAGCGCAUCCGAGUAAGUCCUUGUUGAGCAGGAAGAAAUCGGUCUCAAAGAUGGGGAAACGCUCCAGAACGUCCUUUUUUGAUGCUCCUCAAACUAAGAUUGCAAAACGGUUCGUGUCUUCUGUGAAAAGUGACAUUGAAAUGUCUCCUAGUUCUGAAAUAAACGAUGGUGAGAGAAGCGAUAGUAGUACGUAUGAAAUUGCAAAUCGGAAUGAUUUUAUUCUGAAUUCGUCAACUUCUUCAGUCAAUUCUCCGAUUGUUGCACAACCAUAUACUUGUAAUGAAGAAGAGCAAAUGGGAAAAGAUGAGACAGAACCGUUUGUCGGUUCAUCGGUUUCUUCGCAACUUUGCUCAUGUUUAGCUGCAACCCAGUCAUCAGCAGCUCUUCAUGGUUCCAAUAAAGGAAUUGGGAAUCUAAACGAAGAAACAGAAAAUUUGUUAGAGGAGAAUGGAAUGUUGGAAUGCAGCACAAUAACAAAUAGCAACAGAGAGUUGAACGAAGAAGAGAAACAUAUGAUUUUAGUAGAUUUUGAUGCAGGAAUGUUACCGCAUGAAAUCGAAGAAAAGUAUGGAGUAAGCAAAUUGCAGAUAGCUGAUGUGCUUUCAAAUCGUAUUUCGAUAUUUCGCACCAACUGGUCUGACCUAUUCACAUUAAAACGUCGCCGCACUGUUUACGUGCGUUUGAAUAUGCAAAUGUGGAACUAUUUUUGCCAGUGUCGGGAUCAAAAAAUUUGGCUAAAUGGUCUACACAGUUUCAAAGCUUCCGAGGGUUGGUUAGAUUCAUUCAAAAGGCGCCAUUGCAUUGAUCUCAAGGCAAUGACUGGAAAACCUGUGAUUUACGAAGCAGAUCCCGAGGAUGCGAACUCCGUAAAUGAUGGCUUGGAAAUAAAAAUCUCUCGGUCAACAACACCGAGUCCAAAGCUCACUCGAGAUACUAAUUCGCUAUCCACUGUGCUAGAUGCAAAUAAAUUCUUGAUGGAUGCUACAGAUGCAGCUGUUCUUGCUUCAGCUGAUAGAUCUGAUAGCGGUAUAGUAGUGGGAAGUCCAACUCAGGCGACAGUAGCAAUUGGAACAACCAGUCCAUUAGAUAUACAACGACUUUUACCAGGUCCAUCAGCCGUGAAUGAACAAAAUUUGUUACUUUCGACAGUUCAUGCUUCUGAAAUUGGUGCAUCAUCAGUUCAAGCAUUACUCGAAACGUGUUGUUAUCGUGUAAAUGAAAUUGAGGUUGCACAAGCUAUAGAUACUUUGCGUGCUUACAUUGUUUCAAACAAUAUUAAUCUAUUACCGGUGCUGGUAGAACUGCAAAAAAGCUUGGCUGCAAUAGCUGCGCAGCGAAGGACCUCUGAAAAGAUGUCUAGCGGGAUUUAG
Brugia malayi is the source of this 1596-nucleotide messenger RNA. RefSeq lists its product as uncharacterized. The transcript has 13 exons. The record is from RefSeq and is a predicted model, not a curated record. Bases 1 to 1596 code for a protein of 531 amino acids. NCBI's taxonomy places the organism in Eukaryota, Metazoa, Nematoda, Chromadorea, Rhabditida, Onchocercidae.